UUCGUUUACAGAUGUACUGAAUUAUUUCUAUCAUAGGCCAUGAUUCUAUGAUUUCUAUGCACCGAAUUAAUUGUACCUAUUGUAUUGUAUUGUAUCCUAUAGAAUAAGCUAUAAAAAUAAUUUUCACAAUGGCGAAUGGUCCAAUUGCAGAACGGAAUCGAGACGCUACAAUUUACGUUGGGGGUUUAGAUGACAAAGUUUCCGAAUCAUUAUUAUGGGAGCUUUUUGUGCAAGCCGGACCCUUAGUGAAUGUUCACAUGCCUAAAGACAGAGUUACAAUGAUGCACCAGGGUUACGGGUUUGUAGAAUUUAUGGGAGAAGAAGAUGCAGAUUAUGCUAUAAAAAUUAUGAACAUGAUAAAGCUGUAUGGAAAACCGAUAAGGGUUAAUAAAGCAUCAGCCCAUCAAAAGAAUCUGGAUGUGGGAGCAAACAUAUUUAUAGGAAAUUUGGAUGCAGAAGUGGAUGAAAAGUUAUUGUAUGAUACUUUUUCCGCGUUUGGAGUCAUAUUACAAACUCCAAAGAUAAUGAGGGAUCCUGAAACGGGCAACUCCAAAGGUUUUGCUUUUAUUAAUUUUGCAAGUUUUGAAGCCUCUGAUGCAUCUAUAGAAGCUAUGAAUGGGCAAUAUCUGUGUAACCGACCAAUUUCUGUAUCAUAUGCAUUCAAAAAAGAUUCUAAAGGAGAACGGCAUGGUUCUGCUGCCGAGAGAUUAUUGGCUGCCCAGAACCCAUUAUCUCAAGCUGAUAGACCUCAUCAACUGUUUGCUGAUGCUCCACCAAUGGGUAUGAUGCCUCCUGGAAUGUCAAUGGCACCACCACCACCCCCAGUAUUGAUAAUGCCGCCCCCACCUCCAACCCCUACAAAUAUGCAACCUCCACCACCACCUCCUGUUCCCCCUCCAGCAGCGUUUCCCUCUGGAAUACCCCCACCUCCCCUCCCACCAUCUCAACCCCCACUCCCUCCAGGUGCACCUCCAUUACCGCCAAUGGCAGGAGCAGGCAUUCCCCCUUCAGGCCGUCCCCCUCUCCCUCCUAUGCCUCCCACCUCAACUCGCGCCCUACAGCCUCCAUGGCAAGCGGGUGGAAUUCCACCUCCACCCCCAGGUCCCCCCAGUGGAGCAGGACCUGUUCCUCCAUUCCCAGGAAUGUUUCCACCUCCUCCUCCACCUGGAGGAAGGCCACCGCCGCCCAACUGGCGCCCUCCACCACCGAAUUUUGUCGGUAGACCACCGUUUCCCCCAAGAGGUCCACCUCCACCUCCUCCCAGUUUUGAGGGUUAAAUUUGUAUGUUUAGGGAUAAGUUAAUAAAAUGUGUCGUAAUUUUUUUUAAUAAAUGAU
Brassicogethes aeneus is the source of this 1335-nucleotide messenger RNA. The record is from the annotation of a GenBank genome assembly. Lineage: Eukaryota; Metazoa; Arthropoda; Insecta; Coleoptera; Nitidulidae.